AUCAACAUUUCUUAGAUAUGCCAAGUAAAAAAACCAAACAUGAAUACAUUUUUCAAACAAUUUUCAUGUUUCUUGUUCAUAUUGUUUUUUACUUGCUCUCAAGUCGAAGCUAGAGAUAGCAAGUUCUUUUACAAAUAUGUUCAUUUUAGCAAUAACAACAACAAAAAUUAUGUGACGGUGCCUAGCUCGAUCCAAAGUUUGGCUCCGACUCCAGCCCCAGCUCCCCUCACUAGCCAAAUCAACAAUGCCCCGGCACCCCUUGGUGCAGAAAUCGGAGACGUGCUAGUCCCAGCCCCUGCACCAAUCGAGAGUGCAAAUGCUUAUUAUGGUCUUUAUGGUAAGGGAAGUUCUAGCAAUCAAUUUCCUUUCAAAACCACCACCACCACCACGACGGAAGGUGGUGAUGAUGAAUUUUCUACUGAAGAGUUCAGAAUGGAAAAUUUCAACGAGUUAAAUUCAAGAGAAUCCAACAAUUACAACAACAAUUUUUACCCGGAUAAUUACAACAACAAUGGCUACACGACGGAAAGUUAUACUGUUAGGCCACAGGGGAUGAGUGACACCAGAUCAUUGGAGAAUGGCAAGUAUUAUUAUGACAUUAAGAAUGAUAAUUACAAUCCAAAUAGUGGGUAUGAACCAACGAGGGAAACCAACAAUGAGGAAGGCUAUUAUAAUCAAAAGUCGAAAUAUGAGUUCGACUCCAUGGAAGAAUAUGAGAAGAAGAAUAACUAUCCAGAUGUUCUACACGAUAAAUACGUUCCUUGAAGCAGCAAAUAACUUAUAAUGAAUGUUUUGCUGUAUACUUGAAUUCCAUGUGAUUUUACACAUUUUUUGGCUUAGAAAAUGCGAAUCAAAUGGAAGGAACAUAUACUAUAUUUAAUUUUCAGACAAAAGUGAAAAGAUAAUCAGUGGCCAUGUAACUUUAGCCCUUUAUCUUUAUGGAUCUUUAUUUGUUAUAUUUUUGUCCUUUA
Messenger RNA from Olea europaea var. sylvestris, 971 nucleotides. RefSeq names its product protein E6-like. The record is from RefSeq and is a predicted model, not a curated record. Lineage: Eukaryota; Viridiplantae; Streptophyta; Magnoliopsida; Lamiales; Oleaceae. Bases 40 to 765 code for a protein of 241 amino acids. The transcript has a single exon.